Molecule: messenger RNA, 2013 nt
Organism: Lactuca virosa
Lineage: Eukaryota; Viridiplantae; Streptophyta; Magnoliopsida; Asterales; Asteraceae
Source: the annotation of a GenBank genome assembly
AUGUAUGCCACCGAGAUGGAGGUGAAUCUGGUGACGAUCUCAAAGGGAAGCGUCGAAUCUGAAUCUCCAUUGAUGGAAGAUGCUUGGGGCAUCACUGAAAUGACAUCGGAUCCUGCCACGGUCAUCAACCUUUUGGCUAACAUACUUUUUUUGGAAUCACCUGCCGGAGUUGGAUUUUCGUACUCCAACACGACCUCCGAUUAUAAAACCACCGGAGAUAAAAUAACUGCAAAAGAUUCAUAUACAUUUCUGAUCAAUUGGCUAGAAAGGUUCCCUGAAUACAAAACCAGAGAUUUCUACCUCACCGGAGAAAGUUACUCCGGUCAUUACAUACCUCAACUUGCCGAAUUCAUCAUUAAAAGCAACAAGAACGCUAAUCGUACUGUUAUCAACCUCAAGGGGAUUGUGAUUGGAAAUUCAUACAUGGAUGACGAAACUCAACAAACGGGAACACAUGAUUUUUUUUGGUCGCGUUCUAUUACUUCUGACGAAAUCCAUAAAGGAAUAGUCACGAAUUGUGACUUUUCUUGGAAUGCUACUUUAUCUAAAGUUUGUAAAAAUUACAUUAAUCAAGAGUAUGACCUUGUUGGAAACAUUUAUCCGUACGAUAUCUAUGCUCCCUUGUGUUUAAAUAGAACUUCUUCAGAGAAAUCAGAAUUUGAUCCGUGUUCUCUAGAAUACAUUGAAAGUUACUUGAACUUACCCGAAGUUCAAAAAUCACUUCAUGCAAACCUCACGGGGCUUCCUGGAAGGUGGCAAGAUUGCAACGAUGAAUUGUUUGACAAUUGGAAAGACCAACCAUUUACUGUGUUGCCAACCAUUCGAAGGCUCAUGGCUAGCGGCAUUCGUGUUUGGCUUUAUAGUGGAGAUACUGAUAGUUCUGUGCCAGUGACAACAACAAUGUACGCAAUAAAGAAACUUAAUACAACAGUGAAGACACCAUGGCACCCAUGGUAUUUGAAAGGAGAGGUUGGUGGAUACGUGGUUGAAUAUGAAAAUUUGACAUUUGUGACUGUUAGAGGAGCCGGACACUUUGUGCCAAGUUACCAACCUGCUCGAGCAAUCGCACUUUUCUCAUCUUUUUUGCAUGGAAAGUUUCCGGGUUCCAAUACAACUGAUAAAGCCGUCGCCGGCUAUCGACUUCAACUACGACAGCACCUCCACUUCUCCAUACGUCACCGCACCUUCAAGCCCUCAGUCCACCAUCCCUUUCACCUGGGAAGAAAAACCAGGGAUUCGCAAACAAAUAACGAUGAUAGUUUUGAAGAAGAAGAUGUAGAAAACGAUUCGGAUUUUGCAUUCGGCCAUUUGGAACGGCAUUCUAUCUCCGCCGCCGACGAGCUCUUUGAUGGCGGCAAGAUCAAGCCAUUAAAACCACCGCCACGUCUGCAUUUCUCUAAUGAUUCACAUUCACCCCGAUCGCCCAAAUCCCCUAAAUUACGCUUCAAAGAAGCGUUGUCUCCACGGAGUAAGAAGAAGGAUUUCGAUCCUUUUUCAGAGGCAUUAAAACAAACAUCUGGUGAGCAGACUAACCCUGAGGAAAAUCCACCGGAACGCGGACGAGAACAAACGACGAAAUCCACCAGACGCAAAGCAUCUCGAUCUCUAUCACCAUUUAGAGUCUCUGAUGUUCUAAACAACCAGAAAAACUCAACAACGGGUCAAUCAUCACCGACGGGUUUAACUUGGUACAACAAGUGGAACCUCAAGAAUCUGCUACUGUUCAGAAGUGCGUCGGAGGGAAGCGUAUCAACGAGGAAGGAUCCAUUGAAGAAAUACACGAUGUUAAAGAAGAGUGAUCGUGACGUCAAGACGACGUUUAGCUUCAGAAGCACUGAUAGUGGUGGUUCAAUGAAUGUGUCGGCGGAUGACACGGCGGCGGAUCAGGAGGAGAUAGGGAGGAAGACCACCUUGCCAUACAAAUCAGGAUUAAUGGGUUGCUUAAGGUUCCAUCAAAAUGCAGGAAGCGUUCAUGAGAUCUCCCGAGGAAUCGAUUCUCUUAUGAAGCAAUGA